ACCCUGCUCCCAUUGGUUCAUCAUUAUGAUUAGUGUAAACAGCAUCCACUCCGAUGGGCGGAAUCGCUCCCGCUCUCUUUGCUCUGUGCGUGUUCGGCGGGACUUCAGAGUAAUGGACCCCUUCCGCUACCCCCGCGCCCCCCGCUCUCGUUCCCUCAAACCCUUGUCCUUCCCUGACCUGCUGGGAAGGUCCCAAGAUGGACAGAACCACCCACAGGCCCGCAAGAAGAAGGCACAGCUUGGAAAAUGCAGGGUAAAUUUGUGUGGUUUAAUUUGGUCGAAGCAGCGAUCAGUGUGACUAAUAAGAUCAGUGUGAACUGGUUUAUUCAGGAGCUCUAUUGAUAGUUGUCCGACAUGAUACCAGGAUGUACCAGGAUGACCAAGGGUCCCACCACACUCAUUCAACGCACACAUGCAUGUACACACGUUUUCAUAUGUGUGACGUCUGUUUUGUCUGGUCUUUUUUUCUAGGCCUUGUACAACUCUAUCAGAAACGAGAAGCUCCAGUGGACCAUGUAAGUGUACUUAGCAAAAAAUAAAUAUUUUUGUUUCAACUAAUUAUUAUUAAGUAACUGGUUCCACAGCCUUUUCUUCUUUUUUUUUUUACUCAACAUUUCGGACCAAGUGUUACCUGAAGAAAAAAUAAAAAUAAACGGGCCCCAAAAAUUCAGUCAACUUAAAAUGAUGUUUGCUCAACUUGUCUCAUAUGUUCAUUCAACUAGAAAUUAUUAUUUGGGCAUCUUACAUAAAAAAGGCUGUGGAACUAGUUACACACACAGUGCUUUUACCAUACAAUGCUUUCAACUUACAUUUAAUUUAUACAGUAACUAAUAUUAUGUCCUCACCUGGGAUUUGAACUCCCAACCGCAUGUUCACGGCAUUCCAAUCUUCCUGCUACACCACCAUGUCUGUGUCAAUGACUGAUUUCACCUGUAUUGCUACACUUUUCACUUCAAAGUAAAUCUCAGCUUUGUUAAAAGUACACUCAAGAAAAACUAUUGUAUUUAUUAUAGUUAGUGAUUAAGGAGUAACAUUUAAAACAGAGUAAUAUGCCCCACCAACAUUAGACAACCAUACAGAAAAACCUAAAAUUGCUGAAAUAAGUAAUCAAAAUAAAUGAUGAGAGAUUAGUCUGAUUAACUGACAUUUUAACACAGACAUGGUGGCGUAGCAGGAAAAUCAGAAUGUCAUGAACCAAGAGGUUGUGAGUUCAAAUCCCAGGUGAGGACGUUGAAUAAUAAUUACUGCAUAAAAGAACAUGCACAAAAAUAAUAAUAUAUGUCAAUGUGUGUCAAAAAUGUAAGUUAAAAACAUUGUAUGUUAAAAGCACUAUGUGUGUAACUAGUUCCACAGCCUUUUUUUAGGUAAGAUGCCCAAAUAAUAAUUUCUAGUUGAAUGAACAUAUGAGACAAGUUGAGCAAACACAUCAUUUUUAAGUUAACAGAAUGUUUGCCUACAUUUUCUCAAUUUGGAGCUAAGAUUGGCCAAAGUAUUUUUUUGUUUUGUUCAGGUAACACCUGGACUGAAAAGUUGAGAAAACAAAAAAAGACUGUGGAACCAGUUACUUAAUAAUAAUUACUUGAAACAACUAGAUUUUCUUUUUCUUUUUUUAUAGUGUACGAAUGAUGUUCAUGUUCUCAUGAACGUAUGGGCAUAUGUCUGACUUUAUUUGCUUGUACUUUCCUUAUUUAAUCAAAACUGCUGUUCAGGUUUCCUGAAUAAUGAUUCAUCUCAGGUUUGGAUUCAUUUUCUUAAUGUUACAAAAUCAGCAUAUCAGACGUUUGUUAUUGGAAUUAGCGGUAAAUCUACUUGUAAUCAGUGUACAAGCAAUAUCCCCCUUACAGAAUCAACUACCAACUGUGCCCCUGUAGCAUUUGCCGGACUGUGUGUGUGUGCCAAGGGUUGCUAUUCUGGACCUAGCCUUUGUGAUGCCCUGAGACCCUAAUUUAAGACUUAAGCUCUCCAGACUUCGUUGCCAUGGAUACAGGUCCCUACUUGCCUCUCUCUGUAAUUACAGGUCGACGUCUCACUCCGAUUCUUAAGCACACACACGCAGGCACGCCUGCUUUUGGGGGUUCAGUCAGCCUCUGAAAGAGAGCAGUGGGAAAAGCAUCUUCUCUCACAUUCCCUUUUACUCUGCACCACUGCUUGAAUCUUUCCCGGUCCCAACAUCCCAAGGCUCGCCAUGUGCCUUGCUCUAUAUCCUAGUUUUUCUGCCUGUAGCCUCCUCUCUCUCUCUCGCUUUUACCUCACUCUCUCUGUUUCUCUCUCUCUGUGCCUUUCUACACCUCUUGCUCUUGUGGAUUCAGAGAGGUCAGCAGUUACUUAGCAACAGAUGAGAGCUUUUGUGUAUAGUAUGUGCUGACUGGCCGAUUCACUUGUCAGAAUGAAUCUAGCAGUGGCAACACAAGUGGUUAGUUGCUUAGUUUAUGCAUUGUCUUUUUAAAAAUAAAUUGAUAACAUCCUGUAACGCUUGACAUUGUACCUGCAGGUAUAAUGCUAUAACUUGUUAUUACUUGUCUUACAGUAAGGUUUAUUGUGUUAUCUAUGCAUUAAUAUUUCUACUGACUCAAAAUGACAGAAACAUUAUGAGAUGAUUCCAAGACAUUAUUAAAGGGUCAUGCAUGCUUACGACAAGUCUUGCAAUGCAUUAUAAUUGCAUCAUAAUGCAUUACACCUACAGGCUUUAAGUGUUACCUAUGGCUUUGAGGAGAUAUUGUGAGAGAUAGAUAAAAGAAAGAUUGAUAGAGAGGGAGGUGAGAGAGAUGGAGAGUUAUUUUAAGACACAGAUCCUGGGAUGGUCAUACCAGAAGGAUGGGCAGACUGCGUGUGUGUGUAUGUGUGUGUUUUUGGUUUGUGUCCACAGGUAUGUGACUUGUGUGACAGUGGAUGAUUGAAUCUUACAGAUCGAUUGUGUGUGUGUGUGUGAGCCUCUAUUUAUAUAUCUGAGUGUGUCUAGCAGAGAGACAGGAGGUGGACAGUACAGUGUGACACAGCAGCACUCCCACUGUGACAAACAGCAAUUUAAAACUCAUACAUUAAUGAAUGUUUAUGCGAGCAGCUGCAAAGCUUCACUGGUGUACUGAUCUGUAUUCAGUCAGUGUCUUCAGUGGGUGGGAGACACCAUCAUCCCCAAAUGUCAGUACCGUAGGAUUCUCUCUUAUAGCAUCAUGGAACACUCAGACCCCUCAGUUCACGGGAAAAUGGCAUCUUUAAAAGCCCCACAGUCAGUCAAAGAGAUGCCAGGACCUGUUAUCUAACAGACAGUGAGUCUCUCACCACUCAUACCGAUGUGGAUCGUUGCACUUACAGCAAAACCAUUUCUAUGUAACAGAUUAAUUAUAGAUAUCUGAAUGAUAAUUGACUGGACGAGAUAUUAGUCGUAUUUGGCAUAUGUUUAUGCUUGUCAAAGUGAGUUCUAUCAGUUCAGUGUCAGGGCUUAUGGCAGGGUUUCAGUUGUUAGCAUUGCAGGAGAACUUGGUAAAUAUUUCUCUGUGAUUGGCCAGUAAAAUGCAAGUAAGCUGCUCAGCUGGAGCAUUAUGGGAUGUUACCUCUCAGCGUGGGUGACACAGCCAGUGACCCUGAAAUCCAGAGGCUCUCACAUGAGUGGCAUGCUGAGUGCAUUAAGACAUAUGGCCCUCUCACCUCCAAGCUAUGAGGACUGAUCAUUCCAUCGUACUGGAUCUGAACUGGAGGAGAUGAUUGAAAAGAGUUUGAGACUAACACAUUUUUUUGAUGAUGAGGGAAUUACAAUUUGUAUUUGAUUUUUAUCCUCUCCAUAGCGAUGAGGAGGAGUUGCGCAAGUCCUUCUCCGAGUUGGCCGAUUUGCGCACUGACUCCGCUUCCCACACCAUGAAGCGAAUCGGCAGUAGUCUAGGCGUGGCCCAGAAUCCUGACGCCCUGAUCUAUAAGAACGGCUUCCUGGUACGGAAGGUCCACGCAGACUCUGACGGCAAGAAAAGUAGGUUCCCUCUAACCUCACCUGUCACCUGUGAACCAUAUCUGUUCCAUUUCAAGGUUGAUAAAUCCGACCAUGUUUGUCUAAACAUUGCUGUACUAUCACUAAGUCUGAUUCAAAAUCACAUUGUGGAUAUUUACUUUCUUUCUAUGGUCUGUUUUUCAGCCCCUCGAGGUAAGAGAGGAUGGAAGACAUUUUAUGUCAUGCUGAAGGGACUGGUCCUUUACCUGCAGAAGGUACACCAAACCACACCCCUCCCACCAUCCUUACAGUAUAUCCCACUCUGUGAUUGGACGUGUGUGAUAACAUUCUGCUCUCUGAUUGGUCUGUAGGGAGAGUACCGUCCAGAUAAGCAGCUGUCUGAAGAGGAUCUGAAGAACGCUGUGUCCAUCCACCACUCUCUGGCCAUGAGGGCAGCAGACUACAGCAAGAGGCCCAACGUCUUCUACCUGCGCACUGCAGAUUGGAGAGUGUUCCUCUUCCAAGCACCGUGAGUCUCCUCAUCCUCCUCUUCCACCUCCACCCACUCCUCAUCUCUACCCUCCUCCACCCAUGUCUUAUCUCCACCAAGUCCACCUCUUUAAUUCCAUACAAUUAAGAAUUUAGUUAUCUGACCCAAUUUUGUGCUCUGUAUUAGCUCUGUAUUGGUACAUGGCUAUUUCUGCCUUCUACAAGGCUGUACUAAGUGCCUCCAAAAUAGUAGUGAUUGAGUACAGAGUGGGCAGUGCCCCUGUCAUAGAGCCCCAGGCUCAGAUAGAUGAUCAUGAUGUUUUUGUGUCCCUGGAGGACACAGUUGUCUGGGAUGUCCUAGAUACACACUUUCUUUCAGGGUUGGGAUCAAUUCCAUUUCAAUUCAGGAAGUGGAAUUAAAAAAUCCUCAUUGAAAAUAAAUGUCACUAUUAUUCAAUUGAUAACUGACCCCAAACCUGUCUACCUGCCUGUUUCUAUUAGUUGCCUUUUUUGUUUACUGGGGCUGAGAAUUGUGGCCUUUAUUCUGAUAGUCAGUAUCCAGAUUUUAACUCUCUUGUCCUCCAUCUCAGUAAUGCAGAGCAGAUGCAGUCGUGGAUCACCCGUAUCAACGUGGUGUCAGCCAUGUUCUCAGCGCCACCCUUCCCUGCAGCCAUCGGCUCCCAGAAGAAAUUCAGCCGCCCGCUGCUGCCAGGCUCCAACACCAAGCUGUCUCAGGUACACAGAGGCCUCCACUCACACCAUGACCCUCUCUCUCUUUCUCUCGCUCUCUCUGCUUCCCCAUACUAGCUCUUAGUCCAAACCUAUUACCGCCAGUAUCUGUUCUGUAGUUAGAUUAACCCAAACAUUUUUUUAAACUUGUGUACUUAAGGCAGAUCAUUAAAUACACACUCCUGUAUACUUCUUUUUGUGUUAAAAACAGAGAAGAACUGCUAUUUACAACCAUAAAAUUACUAAAAUGCGUAAGUAGGCCUCCAUGUUGAGCAGAAUUCUGUAUAAGUUAACCUGACUUUGGUGUAGCCUUAUGUUAAUGAUAUACCUUUGUCAUGUGACAGGAAGAGCAGGUGAAAUCCCAUGAGACACGUUUCCGGGCCAUCUCCUCUGAGCUGAAUGAGUUAACCGCUGUAAUUCCAGACAAAAAGGCCAAAGUGUGUGAUCUGGAGGAGCACAAGCAACGUGAGGAGUACCUGGAGUUUGAGGUAAGGGAUUGUUGUUGUUGUCUGUUUUAAUAUAGUUAUAGGGAUUGAUCGUUGCAGCCAGAGCUGUAGUCGAGCCGAGUUUGGCAGACUGAGUUUGUUUGAUAUUCAGAAUUUGAAUGGCUGCCAAAUUGGCUAUCAAAUGUUUUAAGACAAUUCCAUUCCAGGCCAGCCAGAAUGGAAAUAAGAAUGCUUUAGUUUGGUGCCAGAAUCCAGGACAGAUUGCCAAGCUCUAUUGCCAAACUAUGGCUUUGAUCUCAGCUAUGCAGAAUCCUUGCAGAAUCCUGUUUGACAUCAAGUACUCUCUCUCUCUCUCGCUCUCUCUGAUCCAGAAAACUCGCUACGGUACGUACGCCAUGCUACUGAGGGCUAAGAUCCGGAGUGGGGAAGAGGACCUGUCUCUAUUCGAGUCGCGUCUCUUUGACAACGGGGGUCUCCAGAGGGCCCACUCCAGCCCCACUCUGCGGGAGGAACACAGCAGCAGCAGCCAGGCCAGCAGUGCUAAGGGUGGGGGCAGCAGCAGUAGUUCCAGCACCAAGGGGAGAAGCAAGACCAAGCGCUCUGAGCCCCAGAGAAACAGCUAUAGACAGGCUGUCAAA
This is a messenger RNA of Coregonus sp. 'balchen', 6221 nucleotides long. The record is from the annotation of a GenBank genome assembly. Lineage: Eukaryota; Metazoa; Chordata; Actinopteri; Salmoniformes; Salmonidae.